Molecule: messenger RNA, 852 nt
Organism: Dothidotthia symphoricarpi CBS 119687
Lineage: Eukaryota; Fungi; Ascomycota; Dothideomycetes; Pleosporales; Dothidotthiaceae
Product: ubiquinol-cytochrome c r
Exons: 4
Coding region: 45-743 (232 amino acids)
Biological process (GO): mitochondrial electron transport, ubiquinol to cytochrome c
Cellular component (GO): membrane
Molecular function (GO): quinol-cytochrome-c reductase activity; 2 iron, 2 sulfur cluster binding
Source: RefSeq, a predicted model, not a curated record
ACCGUCACCACCGCCGUCCACCACCGCCCCCACCCGCGUCCACGAUGCCCGCCCUCGCCAACACAACCCGUGCGAUCGCACGCUCAUGGACCGCCCACCAAAUGCCCAUGGCCCGCGCCGGCUGCUCAGCGCUCCAGACCCGCAACGCCUCGGCCUCCUCGUUUGACAGCCCCUUCAAGGGCUCCGCCGACUCGACUAAGAUCCCGGACUUUAGCGCGUACAGGAACAAGGGCGGCGAGACGGGCACAAAGGUCUUUCAGUACUUCAUGGUUGGCACUAUGGGUGCGCUGUCGGCGCUUGGCGCGAAGGCCACUGUGCAAGACUUCCUCGUCAACAUGUCCGCUUCCGCCGACGUUUUGGCCCAGGCCAAGGUCGAGAUCGAUCUCGCAGCCAUCCCCGAGGGCAAGAACGUCAUCAUCAAGUGGCGAGGCAAGCCCGUCUUCAUCCGACACCGCACCGAGGGCGAGAUCAAGGAGGCAGAGGACACCAAGUGGGAAGCGCUGCGUGACCCCCAGUCCGACUCCGACCGCGUCCAGAAGCCCGAGUGGUUGAUCAUGUUGGGUGUCUGCACCCAUCUCGGCUGUGUGCCCAUCGGCGAGGCCGGCGACUUUGGCGGUUGGUUCUGCCCCUGCCACGGCUCCCACUACGACAUCUCUGGCCGCAUAAGAAAGGGACCCGCGCCGCUCAACCUCGAGAUCCCAUCGUACGACUUCCCCGAGGACGGCAAGGUCGUCAUUGGUUGAACGCGGUGAAUGUACAAGUAGCGCGAGAGUAGUCGAGGGGUUGCGGUUGUGUCAAUAGGAGCAUGCAUACAUUACCAUUUCCUUUUGGUUCUCUUCAUAGAUUCGGCUU